Plodia interpunctella (Indianmeal moth) is the source of this 1627-nucleotide messenger RNA. Its product is annotated as carboxypeptidase Q-like. NCBI's taxonomy places the organism in Eukaryota, Metazoa, Arthropoda, Insecta, Lepidoptera, Pyralidae. The transcript is spliced from 3 exons. Bases 56 to 1477 code for a protein of 473 amino acids. The record is from RefSeq and is a predicted model, not a curated record. Gene Ontology annotation, biological process: proteolysis; peptide catabolic process. Gene Ontology annotation, molecular function: metallodipeptidase activity.
GUGCUACUUAUCUAAUGUAGUUUUACUUCGGUACUCGAAUAGUAUUGACUUUAAUAUGCAUUCAAUUUUUCUAUUUAUUUUAAUUUUUACUAUUUGUUUUGAUGUAUUAAAUGCCAAAGUAAUUAGCAAUCAUAAUGUAAGUGAUACUUGCAAUUUGGAUAAUAAAUUAAUUGAAGAAAUAGCAUCGUAUAAAAAUGUGACUGAAUUUAUUAUGAAUGAGAUUAUAUCUAAAGGUUUAGGACAAGAAAUGUACAAAGAGUACACGGAUUUUAUUGACAAGUUUGGAGCGCGGGUGUCAGGAUCUGAGAACUUGGAGAAGUCUAUAGACUACAUGAUCAACCUCACCAUCUCACACGGCCUGACAGAUGUAACCACUGAAGAAGUAGACGUUCCACACUAUGUUCGUGGCCAUGAAUCUCUUCAAAUGAUAAGUCCCCGUAAAAAGAAUAUGGCACUGAUUGGCCUUGGCGCCAGUGUCGCAACUCCACCUGAAGGUAUAACAGCAGACGUCAUUGUUAUCAAGAGCUUUCAAGAUCUAGACCAAACUCAAGAAGCGAAAAUAAAAGGAAAAAUUGUACUCUUCGAUGCUCAUUACGUAACUUAUGGAAAGACUGUAAUUUAUAGAACACAAGGAGCAUCACGAGCAGCAAAGAAAGGAGCCGUUGCGUCAUUGGUUAGAAGUGUGACGCCAUUUUCAAUAUACUCUACGCAUACUGGAGCUCAAUUUUAUGAUGAUAACGUCACCAAAAUCCCCACUGCUGCCAUAACCUUAGAAGAUGCUGAUUUAAUGCGUAGAAUGCAAGAGCGAGGGGAAAAAAUUACUGUUACCUUGAAAAUGUCAAGCACUUUUGAUAUGAAGAAAUCGAGAAAUACUAUAAUUGACAUAAAAGGAAAAGAAAAUCCCAAUAAAGUAGUGAUAGUGUCCGGUCAUAUCGAUAGCUGGGAUGUGGGACAGGGUGCAAUGGACGAUGGUGGUGGGAUGAUAAUAAGCUGGUUUGCACCAGUAUUUUUAAAUAUAUAUAAUUUAAAGCCAAGACGUACUCUCCGAGCAAUUUUAUGGACUGCUGAAGAACCUGGCUUAAUAGGAGCAGCUGCAUAUUUACGACGUCAUUUAUCUCAAUUGUCAGAUAUUAAUUUUGUAAUGGAAUCAGACGAGGGAACUUUCAAGCCACGGGGUCUCGAUGUAGCUGGAUCCAAAACCACUCGCUGCAUCAUAGCAGAAAUAUUGAAAUUAUUUACUCCGGUAGAUGAAAUGACAAAUAGCGGAGGUCCCGGGUCGGACAUCACUAUGAUUAUAAAUAAGGGUGUUCCUGGUGCGUCGUUAUUGAAUAAGAAUGAGCGAUAUUUUUGGUAUCAUCACAGUGAAGGGGACACACUGAAUGUGCAAAAUAAAAAUGAGGUUAUAAAUUGUGCUGCGUUUUGGACAGCAGUGUCUUACGUUAUUGCCGAUAUUUCGAAAGAUCUACCGCGUUCAUAGUUUUUUUUAGUUUUUAUAAACGUAUAUCUAGUCUUUUAUGUAACGAACAAGUUCCGAACGGCCUAAAUGAAUAAUUUUAAAAAUAAUGUACAUAUUAUAAAAUAAAAAUACAGUCGUUGAAGCUUUUAAAGAAAAUAUAAGUUAACCCAU